CAAUUAGCAACCUUUCGUUUCCUUCCAGAUCAACCCUUCCAAAUCAGACCCAACAAGUAAAGCAAUACUCAAUCUUGCAUAACAAAGAGGACUGACCUGUAAACAGUUCGAGAAUUUGUAUGGCGCGAGCAGUGUCCCCUUUUACAUAAUAACAAUAUGCGUCAGUUUCCAAUGCAUAAACAAAGACGUGUACCGUACUUUACCUUGCAGUUCUUGAGCUGUUCUUGUUACCAUUGUUGUUUUGCUUUGCUUUUGCUAUUGUUUGUAGUUGAUUAGAAAAAUAGAAAAAAAAAAGACAAGAACAAGAAGGAGGGUUUUUUAUGUGCAUGAUUUCAUUUAUCGGGAUCCAACUUUUUGAUGGGCACACUCACACACUUGGCGCAGUCACCCUCCAACCUUCUUUUUUUCCACCAUGGAAGCUCUCUCUCUCGCUCUCUUGUUGCCAAGACCUGUCCUCCUCCCCUACAACUCACUCUUAAAAGGGUGAAAAAUGGCCACGAACAGACCGGGAUAUCGUGAUUCCAAAACCCCGCGCGCCGUCAAAGUCUAUUCCAUUGCUCAAGAGUCGCGUUACCUCGUUUACGAAAACAUUCCAGCUCUAGGUCUAGUCGACAAUCUCACUGCUCGAUGCCAAUUUUUUGGAUCUGUGCAGCAACACGGCAUGCUCGACAGUCAUGCUGCUUCAGACGAAUUCCACGAUGUCGUCUGGGUUGCAUUUGCAACGGUCAUGAGUGCUCGUAAAGCUAAGCGGACGAUGGACGAUAGACCGUUUUUUGCCAACGUGUUGCGGGUUUCUUAUGCACCAGAAUUUGAGACUGUGGAGGAUUUUCGAAAUAAACUCCAGGAACGCCACAGAUCAGCACCCUCCUCCUUGGCUUUGCAACAACAACGGCUACAGAAAAACCCUCGGUUAAAAGAUCAGCGAUCUAUUAUUACUGCUGCUGCUGCCACCCUGGAUACAAAAGCUGUGCAACCGACGAUCGGCCCUCUUCCUUACGCUGCUUCCCAGUCAUCACCACCCAAUGCUCAGCAAGCCAAGCAAAAGCGAAGGCGGAUAUAAAAAUAACUUUCCCUUUAGACUUAAAACAUCGUAUUGUUUUUUUUAAGUUAAGGUUUCUAUCUCAAACAUGGCUUUUAUAUGUGCAUUCACCAGCCACGACGUUCGUGGAAGAAGGGGAAAAGGAGCAGCUUCGUCCGGGAUCAUGGAUACGUGCUGUUUCACAAAGAACUUUCUAAUUAUAUAUAUCACCUCAGAAUCCACUAUUUGAAAUCAGUGCUGUAAAUACAAUUCCAAGUUACGGAGAAGAAAACGAUGUGCGACAUGCACUUUCCAAAGUCAAAUCAAACACGAACAGCA
Molecule: messenger RNA, 1357 nt
Organism: Zychaea mexicana
Lineage: Eukaryota; Fungi; Mucoromycota; Mucoromycetes; Mucorales; Lichtheimiaceae
Exons: 1
Coding region: 491-1060 (189 amino acids)
Cellular component (GO): nucleoplasm
Molecular function (GO): nucleic acid binding
Source: RefSeq, a predicted model, not a curated record